GUGUCUUGCAGACAACAACACUGCAGCUGGUUUAUCGACAUAGAAAGUGUUACAUGCUAUGGGAAGAACAGGGGGAAAUGAAAUAAUGAUUUGUCAGCGACAUUUGAAACUCUCCCUGUAGAAACGUUGCGGUGUGGUGAUAUAACAGCAAAAGGUCUGAACAAGUUUAUUAUCACUCUGACACUCAGGAAGGCAGAGACAUCUUCAAGCCUCUCCAAUGUCCUCUGGCUGUCCACCCCAGUCACCAGCUGUGGCAAAGUCCGAGGUAGUAGUAGAGGGAGAAUGCCCGCUGCUGGCUGCCACCUUUGCCUACUGGGACAACAUCCUGGGCCCACGGGUGCGCCACAUCUGGACGCCAAAGGGAGACCAACUGAUGUUCCUCAGCGAUGGAGAGGUCACAUUUUUGGCCAACCAUACACUUAAUGGGGAGAUUCUGCGUAGCGCCGAGUGCGGCGCCGUGGAUGUGAAGUUCUUUGUCCUGGCAGAAAAAGGCGUCAUCAUUGUGUCUCUCAUCUUCGACGGCGAGCUGAAGGGUGACAAGAACACGUGUGCCUUGUCCAUUAUCCUGCCUCAGACAGAGCUUGCCUUCUACCUGCCUCUGCACACCAUCUGUGUGGAGAGGCUAAAGCAUGUUAUCCGCAAGGGACGCAUUUGGAUGCAGAAGGGCUACAAUAUCAUCUCAGUGCUGAGCUUGGAGAUUGUCCCUAUUAUGGAGCUGCUGGCCUCUAUGAAGACACACAGUGUGCCAGAAGAUAUAGAUAUAAAAGACACCGUGCUAAAUGAUGAUGACAUCGGGGACAGCUGCCACGAGGAUUUCCUCCACAAGGCCAUCAGCUCUCAUCUGCAGACUUGCGGCUGCUCAAUAGUGGUUGGAAGCAACCCAGAGAAAGUAAAUAAGAUUGUACGGACUCUCUGCCUCUUCCUCACCCCGGCUGAGAGGAAGUGCUCUCGCCUCUGCAAGGCCGACUCUUCUUUCAAAUAUGACACAGGCCUGUUUGUUCAGGGUCUGCUUAAGGACUCCACAGGCAGCUUCGUCCUGCCUUUCCGCCAGGUGCUCUACUCCCCAUACCCGACCACGCACAUCGACGUCGACAUCAACACAGUGAAGCAGAUGCCGCCGUGCCACGAGCACACGUACAACCAGCGGCGCUACAUGCGCUCUGAGCUCAGCGCUCUCUGGAAGACGGACAGUGAGGAAGACAUACCCCCCGACACAAUCAUACACACAGACGAAACCUUCACACCUGACCUGAAUAUAUUUCAAGAUGUCAUGCAUAAAGACACUUUGGUGAAGUCAUUUAUAGAUGAGGUGUUCAUGCUGAAGCCAGGCCUGUCCCUGCGGAGCACCUAUCUGGCCCAGUUCCUGCUGCUGCUCCACAGGAAGGCCCUCACACUGCUCAAGUACAUCGAGGACGAAACGCAAAAGGGGAAGAAGCCGUUUCGAUCCUUGCGUAACCUAAAGACGGACCUGGAUCUGACGGUGGAGGGAGACCUGAACAUUGUAAUGGCUUUCGCUGAGAAGCUGAGAGCAGGGCUGCACUCGUUUGUGUUUGGGAAGCCGUUCUACACCAGCAUGCAAGAACGAGACGUGCUCAUGAGCUUCUGACUCCAUCCUUCACCUGCACUUUAUGCAUUGGAUGGUUAAUGGAACCAGAUGUUAUGUUGUCUUUGGUCUGUUUAAUUGUUACAUCAGUGCAUCCACAUGUGUAUUCACGAGACAAGCAUUAGCCUGGAUAUUUGUUAAAAGAAUAUAAUUUUUGCCUUCCUUUUGUGUCAAGGCAUGAUUUCAAAGACGGAUUGUAACUGCUGUUUUGAGCCAUUAGAAUGAAAGUUUUCAUAUAUUGCCUUGAUCAACUGUAAGCAUAAUGUGAGCUUAAUGUUUUUAGAAGACUUAAAUUAUUCUCAGCAGGAUGAAUUAUUCAUGCACCCUAUGCCUUCUGUUAAUAGAGGGUCUGUAUUAAUUUAUGGUGUUAAAAUUGGCUGAGGUGCCCACCAGGACAUUUGCAAUUUAAUUUAAAAUUAUAUUUAUUAAAACAUGAGUUAUUAGUUUCUUCACUGCCUGUGUUAUACAGUAACCUCAGAACCUUUUGAACUUAUGAAUUGCCCUUUUUUUUUUUUUUUUUUUAAAUAAAUAAAUUAAUGAACAUGUAUGCUGAAUGUGAAUGGCGCGCAUCAAGUGACAUUAUGACAAGGUUGUGAAUAAUCAUGAAGCUCUGGGGUUUCAUUAAAGAAAAAGACAAAAGCACUGUAAAUGAAAUCAUAUCACAAUCCCUCCUGACAAGGCAGAUCUGUGUGUCGCUGACAGUGAGCAUCAUCAUUAAAUGCAUGUACCCAGCUGUGCGUAAAA
This is a messenger RNA of Epinephelus fuscoguttatus (brown-marbled grouper), 2347 nucleotides long. RefSeq names its product C9orf72-SMCR8 complex subunit (gene c9orf72). Lineage: Eukaryota; Metazoa; Chordata; Actinopteri; Perciformes; Serranidae. The transcript has 10 exons. Gene Ontology annotation, biological process: endocytosis; autophagy. The coding region runs from base 218 to 1606 and encodes 462 amino acids. Gene Ontology annotation, cellular component: autophagosome; endosome. Gene Ontology annotation, molecular function: guanyl-nucleotide exchange factor activity. The record is from RefSeq and is a predicted model, not a curated record.